Umbelopsis ramanniana AG is the source of this 1478-nucleotide messenger RNA. RefSeq lists its product as uncharacterized. The transcript is spliced from 3 exons. The record is from RefSeq and is a predicted model, not a curated record. NCBI's taxonomy places the organism in Eukaryota, Fungi, Mucoromycota, Umbelopsidomycetes, Umbelopsidales, Umbelopsidaceae. Gene Ontology annotation, molecular function: L-amino acid transmembrane transporter activity. Bases 92 to 1390 code for a protein of 432 amino acids. Gene Ontology annotation, biological process: amino acid transmembrane transport. Gene Ontology annotation, cellular component: membrane.
UGAUGUACGCCAUACAUCUUUGUUUUCGUAGCUUACAGUAGGAUCGGUUGGAGCGUCAUUAUGUGUAUGGGCACUUGGUGGCAUACUGUCCAUGAUGGGUGCACUAUGCUACGCUGAAUUAGGAUGUAUGAUCCAGCGCUCUGGAGGAGAAUACCAAUACCUCAAGGCUUCUUGGGGCAGCUGUGUCGCACUAACGUUUACCUGGAGCAACCUUGUCCUAAGCAACGCAAUUGGAACAGCGUCUAUUUCCAUCGUAUUUGCACAAUAUAUCUGUAAUAUGGCCUAUUAUGAUACUGCGAAUCAUGAUACCCCCAAGAACGUUCCUACUUACCUGGUCAAGCUAGUCGCCGUCGCAUGUAUUUGGGCGAUUAUCUUAUUCAACAGCCUUGCUCGUCGUGCGGGGAGCAUGGUCCAAAAUGUUUUCACAUUUGCAAAGUUACUGGCUUUGACGAUGAUCAUCGUCAUAGGAUUUGUCUGGUUAGGAAAGGGCCAUGUAGAACCCUUUCAUGAUUCGUUUGCCAACAGUUCAACGAAUGGUUUAUCCUACGGCACUGCUAUGUAUCUCGCACUGUUCUCAUACAAUGGCUGGAAUAAUUUGAACUACGGGCUUGGAGAGGUCAAAAACCCGAAAAAAAACCUUCCUCUCGCCAUUGUUCUAUCCUGCGCUUUGGUCACAACUCUCUACAUCUUGGCUAACAUUGCUUACCUGGCAGUGCUUGGUACUGAAACCGUUGCAAAAAGUUCAACAAUAGCUAUGCUUUUGGGUUACCAGGUCUGGGGAACAGCUGGAGCUUACUUUUUCGCAUUGAUGGUUGUCUUGUCGACUUUCGGGGCUGUCAACGGCAAUGUGUGGGCCGCUUCUCGUGUCAUGGUUGCUGCAGCUCAAGAUGGAAUUAUUUUCCCCAAAUUUCUCGCGCACCAUCACCGUAGCCGAGAGGCACCCAUACGUGCUUUGGUUUUCACCGGCAUCAUUGGUAGCUUAUGGUGCAUCCCGGGCGACUUCACUUACUUGGCCAACAUUUACUCGUUUAUAGGAUGGCUCUGGUAUGGAAUAACCAUCUCUGGGUUGAUAUACAUGCGGUUCUCUGCGGAUAUGAAAGCCGCUGAGCGACCUUUCAAAGUCUGGCUACCCAUCGCCAUUCUUUUUGUUAUUCUGGAUUGCUACCUUGUGGUGGCUCCUCUUGUCGAUGCUGGACCUGGCGGUGUUACGCAGUAUAUUAUUUGUAUCCUCAUCGGCUUACUUGCUGUCCCUGUCUGGUUCAUUCGUGUACAUAAGCCUGCACUUGGACGGAGAUUGUUGGGUUGGAUACCAGGAUAUCAAGAUGUCACUUAUGUUGACACAACUGAAAAGGCGGGUGUGCCAUCAGAGAAACAUAGUCGUGAAGAUUAGGAAAUAAUAUAUCUUUUAUUAGCAUGUUGCUUUGGCGCAAUGCUUAUGGCAUGGUCAUUGCAAUUUCUAUUCACCGAGAAAGGCGAUA